AUGCACGCCAAGGUCGCAACCGCCCUCUUCCUCUCCAGCCUGGCCAUGGCCGCUCCCGCCAUCACGGAGGAACCCGCAGGCGUGGGCAUCCCCGUCAUGACCGAGGCCCCCCUCUAUUCGGUCGAGCAGGCCGUGGCCAGCGCGAUUCCACAGUCGAUCAGAGAGCAGCUCAGCAGCGCCUAUCUAUAUGGCAGUGUUGAGGAGAUCGAGAGCAUUGGCAACUAUGUCUUGGACGAGUUCAUGCACAACUCCGCCUGGGCGGAGCGUCUGCCCGCUAGCGACCUGGCUAUCCUCUCCUCUGAAGUCAGGGCGGCGUACUCCACGGCUGGCCUGCUCAUCCCCCCGAACUCUUCCGCCUCUCUCACGGCUGGCUCCUCUACCCCUCUAGCCACGGCGACUGGGACCAACAGUGGCUCUGGAUCAGACCACGGCUCGACCCACAGCUCGGACUCGACUUCAACUUCAACCUUGACUUCAACUUCGACCUCGACCACGGCUUCGGGCAGCAAGCCCACAACGACUAACGGCGCUACUGCUCCUACCGCCCACGUUGCCGCCAGCUUCGCCGGUGCGGCCGGUCUGCUAGGUUUCAUGCUUGCGCUAUGA
This is a messenger RNA of Penicillium lagena, 606 nucleotides long. RefSeq lists its product as uncharacterized. The transcript has a single exon. The record is from RefSeq and is a predicted model, not a curated record. NCBI's taxonomy places the organism in Eukaryota, Fungi, Ascomycota, Eurotiomycetes, Eurotiales, Aspergillaceae. The coding region runs from base 1 to 606 and encodes 201 amino acids.